AAGGAAAUGUGUCAACCUACUUUUCUCACGCCGUCAAGCUAUAUGGGCUUCCCUCACAGGUCUUGCAAUGCCGAAAAUCAAGCGCCGCGGACUACGUUAAAGGCGUGUGUUCGCACUACCGUUCUCCCCAAGCACGCCAAUCUGCAAGAACAUCUCGAACGCGAUACCUAUAGGACAUUUUAACCCAUGUUGUUUAGGACGUUCACCAUAGCCUCCCUAGUGUCCUUUGCAAGCGCUCUCAUCCUUCAAACGCCGACGGAAUGGGUCAGUGACGCCCCAGCGAACAUCAGCUGGGAAUCGCAACCCGAUGAUCCCUCCACGUUCGCGCUGGUACUUACCAAUCUCAACGAUCCGAGCCACAUCAGCUACGCUCUCGCCAGCCCCAUCCAGACGUCCGCCGGUUUUUCUUCCUUUGAAGUACCCACCGUUCCUACCGGAAGCGGCUAUGUUGUGUCGGCAGUGAACGCGACCAACAAUGACGAAGUGUACGCGCAAAGUGGAGAGUUCGCCAUUGUCCGCUUCUAGGAUGUCUGUCUUAGUUGAAGUAUGCGGCGAAGAACCCGAAUUAUAGACCGAGUACUCCUUUUUUUAACAACACCUAUACCGUUGGAUUAACUUUCGCAUAUUGCGGCCGGCGAUCGCACAUGCUCGGUCACAAUUUGUCUUGCAUCCAUGGGACGUGAUAUGCACGAUCCCUUUGUACUAUCAUCGCAGGCACAUGCAACAGUAGCACAUUCAUUCAAGCUAAUCAUGCCCUUCAUAUUCAAGUUCAAUCAACGCUGUCUAUCCGC
This is a messenger RNA of Laetiporus sulphureus 93-53, 791 nucleotides long. RefSeq lists its product as uncharacterized. The transcript is spliced from 4 exons. NCBI's taxonomy places the organism in Eukaryota, Fungi, Basidiomycota, Agaricomycetes, Polyporales, Laetiporaceae. The record is from RefSeq and is a predicted model, not a curated record. The coding region runs from base 187 to 525 and encodes 112 amino acids.